CUCUUCUUCUUCUGCCAGUGCUGUUGCCGUUUCGAAAGUGUCCAUCGCUGAGCCAGCCAAGAAAGCGAGUAUGAAGCGAGAAGGAAGAAUAUAGAAUACGGAGGGGUAAAGUGAUGAUAGUCACGUCCUACCAUACAACGACCUUACUUCAAUCCAACUCUUCCUCCUUAUUCAAUUCCCCAAUCUUGGCCUAUCAUUCAAUUUGCAGAUAGAGACUCUUCCUUGGCCAAGAAAAUAAUUUAAUUGCUCGUUUUUUCGUGGGUGCCUCAAGAAAUGACCGACGUACUCCAUUCCCCAUCUCACUUCCCUUCACCAACAAGCUCGUCCUCAGCUCCAUGUGCACCCCCCGAUAAUAAUGCCCAUCAUGACUCAUUCCACCACCAACAUUCCCUUGGCCUCGGCCCUUCAGUACAAGGCCUAGGAGUCGUAUCCCAACAACAGAGACUGUUGAAUACACAACCAACUCAAAUAGAAGAAGAAGGAGAAGGAGAAGGAGAAGAAGAAGAAGAAGAGAGAGAAAGGGGCGGAGAGGGAGAGGAGGAAGAUCAGCUGUCUGUAUUGGCCCUUUUGGUGGCUGCUUUUAGGAAGUCACUGGUUGGGUGCAGCAUUAGCAGGGGUGGGGGUAGCAGAGAUAUUUGUGCUGUAGCAAUGGAGAUUGGUGUGCCCACCGAUGUUAGGCAUGUUGCUCAUGUCACCUUUGACAGGUUUGAUGGGUUUCUUGGCCUUCCUGUUGAGUUUGAGCCUGAGGUUCCCAGAAGAGCCCCUAGUGCCAGCACGACUGUGUUUGGUGUUUCGACGGAGUCUAUGCAACUUUCAUUCGAUUCUAGAGGGAACAGCGUGCCUACAAUACUUCUCCUGAUGCAGAGGCAUUUGUAUGCCCAAGGAGGCCUCCAGGCAGAGGGGAUUUUCAGGAUUAAUGCUGACAAUGGCCAGGAGGAAUGCGUUAGAGAGCAGUUGAAUAGGGGAGUGGUACCCGAUGGCAUUGACGUGCACUGUUUGGCUGGUCUUAUAAAGGCUUGGUUUAGAGAACUCCCCAGUGGGGUUUUGGACUCGCUCUCGCCAGAACAGGUAAUGCAGUCACAGUCGGAAGAGGAUUGUGCUCAGCUCGUGAUGCUCCUCCCACCAAUGCAAGGCGCUCUCUUCAAUUGGGCCAUCAAUCUAAUGGCUGACGUUGCUCAGUUUGACCAUUUGAACAAGAUGAAUGCACGCAAUGUGGCCGUGGUGUUCGCCCCCAACAUGACGAAGAUGGCUGAUCCCUUAACAGCUCUGAUGUAUGCUGUUCAAGUGAUGAACUUCUUGAGAACUCUUAUCGAGAAGACACUGAGAGAAAGAGGCGACUCCCCCAUUGAAUAUCCACCUCCUCUUAAUGUGGAUCCUUCUGAUGGCACCGGGCCCCAGAGUUCUUCUGUCCCAUUGUCCAAAGAAGCCGAAGUUGAAGAGGGACACAGAAAAGAGGAACUUUAUGCGAAGGAAGAACCUGCUGCAGGGUGUUCUUCCCGUUCUACUGAUAACGACCUUUUAACCGAAAGUGAACCUCAAAAGUUGUCCUCCAUUGAGAAUAUAAUCCCCAUUGGAAACCACGCUCUAGUCGACAGUCGCCCCUGCGAAGCUGUGUCCCAAAUCGGUUCGCUAAAGAGUGAAGUCUGCAAUGGUCCUUUGGGCGGUUCAAACGGUGCCGUCCUGAGGAACAUCCCGAAGAGCAGUUCCAAUUUCAGGAGAGGAUCGAUUAAGGUGAAGGAGGGGCAGAUUGUUCAGAGAUCAACACCGGCUGAGAAGGCCAACAUCAUUGGUAACAUAAAUCCGAGGGCGGAGUUAAGGGAGGCUUGGCGAUGAAGGGUCUGGGUUCGAUUCGGGUUGGGAAAUCGUCCAACUGAUCAAAGUUGGCAUGCUGUUGUAUUGUUUCCUUCGAGAAGUGCUCUUGUUUCUAAAAUCUCAACGUGUGCUUGUAGAAUGAGGUCUCUUAUCUGUUGAUGCUCUGGAACAUUUCCUCACAUAAUGUGGAGCAGUCCCUUGUGCAUUU
Rhodamnia argentea is the source of this 2020-nucleotide messenger RNA. Its product is annotated as rho GTPase-activating protein 5-like. The coding region runs from base 274 to 1833 and encodes 519 amino acids. Gene Ontology annotation, molecular function: GTPase activator activity. Lineage: Eukaryota; Viridiplantae; Streptophyta; Magnoliopsida; Myrtales; Myrtaceae. Gene Ontology annotation, biological process: signal transduction. The transcript has 5 exons. The record is from RefSeq and is a predicted model, not a curated record.